This is a messenger RNA of Microdochium trichocladiopsis, 858 nucleotides long. RefSeq lists its product as uncharacterized. The transcript has 2 exons. The record is from RefSeq and is a predicted model, not a curated record. NCBI's taxonomy places the organism in Eukaryota, Fungi, Ascomycota, Sordariomycetes, Xylariales, Microdochiaceae. Bases 1 to 858 code for a protein of 285 amino acids.
AUGGAUCCACUGAGCAUAACAGCUAGUGCUAUUGCCGUGGCGACCCUUGCGGCGCAAAGCACCAAAGCUAUCUACCAGGCCAUCGACGGCUUAGCGGAAGCCCCACAUGCCAUCGCGCACUCGAAGACUCUCCUCGCAGGGACACAAACAGCAUUGGACAGUCUUAUUGGAACGUUAACAACGACGCAAGAUACACAGGCCAGGCUUGGGUCCGUUCUACGACCCUUAGAACUCGACCAGACCUUGCGUUCUACGCAGCAACUUUGCGACAAGUUCGGCACGACUAUCACGAAGUACACUAGUCGUUCGACCGAUGCAAGGUUCAGCAGCCGUGACAGGAUCUUGGUGAACUUUCACGAGUCGCAAAUCAUCCGAUUCAAUCAAGAAUUGGGCGACUGCCAGAAGACCAUUUCUCUGGUGCUUGGGACGAUCACCCUAAUCGUAUCUAGCGGCACGUCCGACAACCUGCAACAAUUGAGCAAGCAGUUCCAAGCCCAUGAACAGGCGCUCACCUCUCUGGUCGCCGAGAUUUCGCAAAGACCCACGGACCCAGGAACAAUAGAAUCGCAUACAUCGGGCGAAGGUCUGCGUGCUAGUACGGACGACGACCAAGCCAGUCUUCGGCCGACUUUAGCGCUGAGAAAUACCUGCGAGGCUGCUUUACAGGCCACUCAAGCAGCACGAACGGCUCAAACUUUCGGAGAUAUGCAGGCCGAUCAGUCUAUGGCCAUGCAAGGAAUUGUGGGAGAAGCGCAGAAAGGCGUGGAUCAGUCCUUCGGGAAGUUGGUCGCGCAAAACAAGAGCCGGGCAUUUCAAGGGCAAAUGGACGCGACUUCCUUCGCCCAGAUGUUUAAAUGA